AUGUCUCACGUGUGGCCAGACAUUGUGGUGCGAGGCGCCGGUGGCACGAUGGUAGUGCGAACGCGGCAACUUGUCAAAGACGCCAGGGCCGCCAACGUUCUCGUUUACAACGACAAAUCGAUGGACAUCAUCGCUUCGACGGGACAGCACCUCCGCUUUUGGAACCUGCAGACCAGCGAGCCUCUGAGAAUGAUAGCCUCCCCGUGUCCCCAGGGCAUCACGGCCAUGACAACCGAUAAGCCGGACCCCAAAAAAAUCUACCUCGGCACGUCGGACGGAGGGAUUGCGGUUGUACACAUCGUCACUGGGCAGUUGCUGUUCGAGGCUAAGAACGCCCACAACGGCGCGGUGGUGCUCGUGGUCGUGUGCUCGGCAUCGCGAGAGGUGGUGUCGGUUGGGGUCGAUCGGCGAAUAGCGGUACACCGCGAGAAGGCUAAUGGGCUCGGCCUCGUCCAGGCGGGGGAAAUCGAAGAAGCACACGGGGUGAUGAUCUCCGCGUGCGCGGUCAGCCAGGACGCGCAGCUGAUCGCCACGGCAGCAGGAGGCGAAAUUCGCCUCUGGCACAAGCAGGACCUCACGUUUCAAGGCGGGAUCUCCGACCUCGACGCGGACGUGCUCGGCUUGGUCUUCCUGCCAGGGACGGCAUGCCUGCUUGCCAGCGAUUCGGGCGGCGAUGUCGUCUUGUGGGUGGCUGAGUUCAGCAAAGCAGCUGGAGAGGCCCGCGCGGGCAACAAAACAGCGGCAGGUGGAACAAGGUCGACGUCGUCGUCACCGGCCGUACCAGAUACGCGUGGAGCAAAGGCAGCCCUGCCGAGUGACGUAGAAGUGACGGCACAAUCAGACUCGCGGCCAAACAUUCACACAAGUGGAGCCCGCUCUGCACCGGCUUGGGAAGCUGAUGAAGAGUUCGUAGGGGGGGACGGGGACGGACAGGGGGGCAGUGCAAAAGACGAUACUGCUGCAAAGGCAGGCGCUUGGGCACGUGGGCCGGACGGCGUCGAUGGCAGCAAGGCCGGCAAGGAGCUCCUCUCGAAUGCUGAGUUGUCGGAUGACUCCGAAUCGAUCUCGGCCGUCGACAAAAACAAUCCAAGGGAGGAAAGGUCCACAAAACACACGGAAGCGUCACCUGCUUCUUCUCCACAAGAACACAACAAGGCGCGACCACCGCCCCCUCCCGUUGCCACCGCCAAGCGACAAACGGGGUCUUGCACCCUGCGGCCCGGGCUGCUCCUUUCAGGCAGGCGGGUGAACCAAGCACACAGGUCGCUCGACGACGAACAACCCCACAACCAACAGCCGCAGCAGCAGCCAAGCCCGGUGUACGAGAUACAUCUUCACAGCAUGUACGACGACCGCAAGCCCACGGAAUCGCCGCAGCAGCAGAAGAACAACCACAGCUCCGACGGCACUCCCUCUCGCGACACAAGAGAAGAGGAUACUGGGAAGAUAACAGGGGACGAGGCGGGCGCGAACAAAACAGUGGGGGCGUCGGGGGAGCAGUCCACUGACGAGUUCUCGGAAAGUCAUGGUACAGAUCGAGCAGAAAGGAGAAUGAAGCAAGUGAUCGUGACCGGAAGCGCAGGGGGGUGGAUCGAGGUCUGGGAGGCGAAAGGUCUUUUGGCUAGGGCGGGCGUAGACGAGGAGGCAAUGGCGGCCAAGCUUCAACGGCGGCAGCCGCAGGAGAGGCAAGGGGUGCACAUCCGGGCCACCAGGCUUCGUCGCUCGGGCCUGACAUGUUGUACGCCAUCGGCUGCAUCUGCGUUUGUCGGGGGAAGUACGAAAAGCGCCCUCGAAGCGUUACACUCCGUCCCCCCCUCUCUGCGAUGGGAGGCGCAUCGCGGGAGCCCGGUGUCGACUCUGUGCGCGCUCGAUAAGACGCCGCUAGUGGUGACCGCUAGCACCGACAGCACCAUAAGGCUAUUCUCUCUCGCCGACGUCCAGGAGCCAGGAGGUGGUGCCGCUGACUUGGGUCACCAUGGUGACACGGGCAACCAGAACAGCCUUUUUCCGGGCAGAGGGAACCAUGGUAGUGUUCACGGGGCGUACUGUGCACCGGACGACCGUUUCACUGGCGUAGUUGCAGCGCCGCUUGCUGCUGCUCCUUCUACCCAACUGGGAGCUGUCACCACCAAGAAAAACCUAGCCGGCGGCGGCAAGAGCGGCAUGGGGGAUCGCGAUUGGCAAAAAUUGAUCGAUGUCAACGCCGCAGACCUGGGAUUUAGAAAGCCGUCGGCGACAGAGCUAGGGUCUACUGCGGCUAAGCCGGCCCGAGGCGAACUGGCGGCAGACGAAGCGGGCAUUGUCGGACAUUCGGGAGAGGGGGAGGCUCGGAGAGGACCGGGUAGCUUGUGGGACCGGGGACAAUCUCCGUCGGACUCCUUCGACAAGCAACGGAUGACUCUCACAAGCGCCCGCGCGGCCAAGAAUCACCUGGGAAAGGUCCUCUACGGGAACAUGUAUCACGAGAUCAAGUCCGGCGCCGCGUGCAACACCCUUGUCAUGGAGUACGUUCACCGCAAGAACCCGCGGGGUGAUGCCGUGAUAGACACGGAGGCGUCUCCUUUCUUGAAGGACAACUUAACGGACAGCUUGCCUUCGUUAGCGGAACGACGGCGACGACAAAGACGCCAAGUCACCGGCGCUGCAAAGGCUUCCAAACCCGUCAACGGUGUCCCAGCUUCGGCAAAGAGCACCGGUGGAAGGGACACUUUGCAGUCUUGUUCAUGGUCGCGAACGGGUGGAGGCAUUAACACCGGAACUUCUGCGAGCACGGAUGAAGCUAGAGAAAUGCUGGGGAUAGCGCGUAGAACGGGGGAAGGAGGGUCUGCAGGGGAAACAUCCGGUCCUAGCAUCGCCGAGAAUCAAGAACAAACGCAGCAGACCUUAGAAGAAUGGCACGGACACCCUCAAACCGACACAGACAGUGCAAACGGAGGGCUUCCCAAAAGCGAUAGUGGCGUGAACAACAGUGACGACAACGCAGGAAAGCGGGUGCAACGCCGCCCUCGCUACAAGUCACCUGUUAGCAGUGGUUCUAACAUACGAAACAUCGGAAAUAGGGCAGCGCCCACCGAUCAAGAUCAUACCGAAUCUCGGAGAAGCGUCAGGGGAACGGAGCCUCAACAUGUACACGCCGAAUCACCCAUCCUUGCCGCAGGGCGAAACCGGGCCCCUAUCAAACAAGAAGACGCUCCCUACCAACAGGGAGGCAACCGUUUCGGCAGCAUAGACAGACCAGUUGCUGGUAGUGACAGAGAUGGAAGAGCAAGACGGCGAAGGGGUGCGGGGAUAAAGGAAGAUGAUGAGGCAGCGGGCGGUGGCUCGUCCUCUUCACGGAUGGAUUUGCGGCAGAGGCAAAGACACAUCACGACCAGUGCGUCGCUCACGACACUCUCGCUGCAAGAGAUGGAACAACGAAAAGCUUCUUCUGGAAGCCGGGGUGCCGGCGAAGACUCUUUGGAUAGCCUUCUCUACCUCAAGUUAGAGCCUGGAGAUACGCUGAGCUCAGGAGGACGUACAUUGACGAAGUGUGCCUCCGUGCCGUCUGUGGAUCUCAAGGAGCGCUGGAAGGAGAUGCAGGAACGGUUUGAUAACGCCAUAUCUCCGUGUCACCUGGAUGGUUCCGCGACUACGACGGACGGGAGCACGCUCAAGUCGCAGACAAAAUCCUCGGUAGGCGCGUACAUCCGUCGUCGAGUACAUCCGUCGGAAGGAUCAUUGGGGUCGAGGUUCGAAGAGACUAACGAGUCCCUUCUUGGCGUGGCCAACUUUGGGACGUACACCAGAAGCGAGGUGGAAACUCUGGGCGGAGUCUUCCUAUUGUGCGCCAGGGAGGGGUUCCACUUCACGUACGACAUGUGGCGAAAGGCCAUGCUAAGCAACAACGGGGUUCGGGUUCUCAAGGGUCUUCAGUUUGGCAUGCUGGACGAGGACAACGACGGUGAAGUAUCCUUGGCCGACAUCACCAGGGCGGUCUUCCGGAGGGCGGGCAGCCGAGACAUUCAUCGCAUUCGUCGAUUCCUGGAGUUGUGGCUAAACAGAGAGCGGCAGAAGCACCAACGACGUCAAGUGAACAAGGCCCUCAAAGAGACGCGAGGUACCACGGUCCAACUUGCUGCUGGCACGAAAAUGCGCGCUUCAAAUUUCCGCCAACCAGGUACGACUGGAGAGUUGACUAGCGUGGGGAAGUGGGCCUUUCGGUGCUGCAAGUGA
Molecule: messenger RNA, 4212 nt
Organism: Ectocarpus siliculosus
Lineage: Eukaryota; Phaeophyceae; Ectocarpales; Ectocarpaceae
Source: the annotation of a GenBank genome assembly